AUGGGGAAGACAGAGAGAAAGAUAGCUAUAAAAGCCAGAAUGAGAAUUGAUGAGAGUAUUGCAGAAAAAGAAAACAAAGCAAAACGAACUCUAGCACCUAAGGAAGAAAAGAAGGAAAGCAAGAAAAGCAAAGCAAAAGAGAAAGAAGCCGAAGAAAAAUUAAAAGAGCUAGAGAAGAAGCGGCCUCUAAAAAAAGCAUUAGCUUUAGCAGAAAAAGAAAGAAAAAAGGAGGAGGCUCGAAAUUCACCACCACGGCGUAGGGGAAGGCCACGAAUUAGGCCAAUAACAGAGGGGCCAAUUCCCAAAAAGAAGAAAAAGACUCUUUCAGAGAAAGAAGGCGCAGCAGAACUAAAAGGCAAGAAAGAAACAAUUAAAAAAAGCGCUGAUUCAGCUACUUUAGAAAAUAAAGCAAAAAAUGUAAAGAAAGUAAAGAAGGAUGUACCAAAAGAAAUAAAAAUAAAGAAAAAAAAGAACUCAGCCCGGGUGAACUAG
Molecule: messenger RNA, 492 nt
Organism: Nematocida parisii ERTm1
Lineage: Eukaryota; Fungi; Microsporidia
Exons: 1
Coding region: 1-492 (163 amino acids)
Source: RefSeq, a predicted model, not a curated record